CGUCAUCACGCUCUGACAGAUGGGGAGACACCGCGGAGGAGGACUCAGACACGGCGGAGGAGGACUCAGACACGGCGAAGGAGGACUCGGGGCCAUUAGAGUCUCUCGUUUGUUUCUUCUCCACCUUUUCCUCAUGAGCACAUCUUCCGCAUCUUGCCAACCUGGGAGGAAGAUGCUGAGGCUGUGCAUGUGAGAAGAACCUCGGAGAGAAGGAGAAGAGGAGCAACAGGGUGUUUGGAAGCGAUCAAGAGGAGGGUUCCUGUUUCUUCAUGCUGGACAAGGAGUCGUCCCCCCCAGCAGCAGUCAUGUGACAGAAGCCCUCGGCAUGCAGAGCAGGACCCGCUCAGGCUGAAGAAGAUUCCUGCCCACUGCAGCCGCCCGUCCUCCUUCCUCACAUGACCAGGAGAAGAUGACUACCACCAGUCCACCGUCCCUCAAUGUCCUGACGCUCAUCUUCCUCCUUCUGGCCACUGCAGCGCUCUCAGCUCAUUACCGAGUAUGCGAGCCCUACUCCGACCACAAGGGGCGCUACCACUUCGGCUUCCACUGCCCCCGCCUGUCAGACAACAAGACCUACAUGUUCUGCUGCCACCACAACAACACCGCCUUCAAGUACUGCUGCAAUGGCACCGAGUUCCAGACGGUCAUGCAGGUCAACCUCACCACCAGGGGGGACGGGUAUUCACACAAUAACUACACCGCCCUGGUGGGAGUGUGGAUCUACGGCUUCUUCGUCAUGGUCCUGCUGGCUCUGGACUUCCUCUAUUACUCGGCCAUGAAUUACGAGCUGUGCCGGGUCUACUUGGAGAAGUGGGGUCUCGGGGGUCGAUGGCUAAAGAAGGCUCGCAGUCAGUGGCACCGGGCCAUGGAGGAGGAGAGUCAGGCUCAGCCCAUGGUGGCGGGCCACUACCAGCCCGGACACAGCCUGCGAGGGGAGAGCCACAGCCCCACGUUGCUGCCCCACAACACCUCCACCGCCUGAGAAGUAGCAAUGCCCGCUUUCUUCCAUGGCAGAGAGGACAGGCCUUCCUCCACUCAGCCUGCCAACAUGGAGUCUAUCUCAAGGACCCUCGCCACCCUCAGAUGAGCACAAAGCACCAACGGACUGACAGCGGAGGCGUUUCACACAACAACAAUCAGACAGCAGUGAGUGAGUGAGUGAGUGAGUGAGUGAGUGAGUGAGUGAGUGAGCGAGUGAGUGACACACUUAAGAAGCCCCUAAUGGACAUGGAGUGAAGACAACCGCCCCCCUUGCCUGUAAACAACUGGAUGAUCUUAAAGGCUGUGAAGCGUUGAAAAGACUGCAGGUGGUGUUGUUAGGCAGUUAGAGCAGACUUUAGUUGUGCUAGAGAAGCCACACCAUCUGGUAAAAAUGUCUCUGACCAGUACGACCCUUUUUGGGGGGUUCUAAAACGCGUGCGUUUUAUUCCCGGCUGUUUGAGGUGAGCUAGGGGUCAGGGACACCAGAGCAUCACCUUACAGGUUGCCAUGGCAACCUCCCCUCCUCUUCCUGUAGCGACGCACAAAACAUUGACACCACACCAUGACGGGUUACAAAGAAACAUGAGCAAUAAUGUACAGCCACUCUUCCCCUGAGAACUUGGAAUGACUUUGUACAAAAACUGCUUCAUCGUAUUGUGAAAAUAAUUUGUACUAACAAAAAACGAGUAAAGACGUAGCACAAAGCCAAUAAGAAAUCAUGUAAAUCCAAUGAAUCUGUUCCAGACAUUUACAAACCCCGUUUUCCAAAAUCCUGCUGAAAACGUCUCGGUAUGAUGACGCGUGCGCGUGAUGUCACAGGUUGUAGAGGACAUUUAGUGCCGGCAUCGUGCCCAGCUAUUAAGUCGUCUGUUUUCAUCGCAUAAUUCCACAGUAUUCUGGACAUCUGUGUUGGUUUAUCUUUUGCAAUUUGUUCAAUGAAUAAUGGAGACAUCAAAGAAGAAAGCUGUAGGUGGGAAGUGGUAUAUUGUGGCCGCCUUUAGCAACACAAACACAGCCGGUGUUUCAUUGUUUACAUUCAUACAUCCAUUCAUACAUCCAUUCAUACAUCCAUUCAUACAUUCAUACAUACAUCGCAUAAUUCCACAGUAUUCUGGACAUCUGUAUUGCUGAAUCUUUUGCAAUUUGUUCAAUGAAUAAUGGAGACAUCAAAGAAGAAAGCUGUAGGUGGGAAGCGGUGUAUUGCGGCCGCCUUUGGCAACACAAACACAGCCGGUGUUUCAUUGUUUACAUUUCCGAAAGAUGGCAGUCAAGCUUUAGUAUGGAACAGAGAUGUCAAGCGAACACGGUUGGAUUGGACCACACACACAUUAUUAUGUGUAUUAAUAAAUAACAAAGGGUGGAAUGCCAUCUCCGGGUUGGGGAGGAGACCCUGCCCCAAGUGGAGGAGUUCAAGUACCUAGGAGUCUUGUUCAUGAGUGGGGGAAGAGUGGAUCGUGAGAUCGACAGGCGGAUCGGUGCGGCGUCUUCAGUAAUGCAGACGUUGUACCGAUCCCUUGUGGUGAAGAAGGAGCUGAGCCGGGAGGCAAAGCUCUCAAUUUACCGGUUGAUCUACGUUCCCAUCCUCACCUAUGGUCAUGAGCUUUGGUUCAUGACCGAAAGGAUAAGAUCACGGGUACAAGUGGCCGAAAUGAGUUUCCUGCGCCGUAGAGAUAGGGUGAGAAACUCUGCCGUCCGGGAGGAACUCAAAGUAAAGCCGCUGCUCCUUCACAUCGAGAGGAGGCAGAUUAGGUGGUUCGAGGAUCUCGUCAGGAUGCCACCCGAACGCCUCCCUAGGGAGGUGUUUAGGGCACGUCCAACCGGUAGGAGGCCACGGGGAAGACCCAGGACACGUUGGGAAGACUAUGUCUCCCAGCUGGCCUGGGAACGCCUCGGGAUCCCCCGGGAGGAGCUAGAAGAAGUG
Messenger RNA from Nerophis ophidion (straightnose pipefish), 2902 nucleotides. Its product is annotated as protein shisa-like-1a. The transcript has 5 exons. Bases 410 to 982 code for a protein of 190 amino acids. The record is from RefSeq and is a predicted model, not a curated record. Lineage: Eukaryota; Metazoa; Chordata; Actinopteri; Syngnathiformes; Syngnathidae.